Stomoxys calcitrans (stable fly) is the source of this 1735-nucleotide messenger RNA. It is a transcript of the gene Su(fu), whose product is annotated as suppressor of fused homolog. NCBI's taxonomy places the organism in Eukaryota, Metazoa, Arthropoda, Insecta, Diptera, Muscidae. Gene Ontology annotation, cellular component: cytoplasm; nucleus. The record is from RefSeq and is a predicted model, not a curated record. Gene Ontology annotation, molecular function: transcription factor binding. The transcript is spliced from 2 exons. The coding region runs from base 100 to 1554 and encodes 484 amino acids.
UUUAGAUCCCUAAUCAAAACAAAAACAAACGACAGCAAUAAUUUUAAGUCUUUGAAGUGAUCACGAUUAUAAUAGUGCAUUAAAAACAUUUACACCACAAUGGCCGCUGCCGCAAGUCUGCCAAAUAAACCAAAAUGUCCCCCUCCCGCCGGUUUAAAAGCCCUUAUCGACAAGUUGCAAUCGGUCUACCCGGAUCAACCAAACCCACUGCAAGUGACCACUGUGUUGAAAUACUGGCUAGGAGGGCAAGAUCCUCUAGAUUAUAUUAGUAUGUUUAGCAACAGCGGAGAUCCUUCCAAGAAAAUACCUCCACAUUGGUUUUAUGUCAGCUUUGGACUAAGUGAUCUGCAUGGAGAUGGACGUGUUCAUUUCUUAGACUCCGAGGACAAUGAAUCGAAUUCACGCUCUGGUAUGGGAUUCGAGCUGACGUUCCGUUUGUUAAAAACCAGCGAAGAAUUAAAAGAAGAAACAGAGAAUCCAAAUAAAAGAAUACGGCCACCAACAUGGCCGGCAAACUUAAUGCAGAAUUUGGCUCGAUAUUGUUUUCGUACAGGCAACAGAUUGUGUUUUGGUGACAACAUUCCAUGGCGGAAGGGUUUGGAUGACAGAUUUGAUACGCCUUUGCAAAAUAUUUUAAUAGCAGAAGACCCACAGUUGCAAUCGAUGACCACUCCAUUUGGUACUGUAGAUUUUUGUCAAAUAGUUGGUGUAACUUAUGAGGAACUAGAACAGGCAGCUCGUUGGAAUGGCCGUGGAGUUCUUAACUAUCUUAAGCAAGACAUACAGACUGGCGGUGAAUGGUGGGUUACUAAUAUAGAUCGGACAUUAAGUGUAUUUGAUAUAUUUCCCGAGCGCUUAGUAUCACUUGAAGAGGAUCUGGAAAGAGAAGGAUCAGAUUUGGCGGGAGUGAAUGCUGAAUUUACUUUCCGGGAAAUAUCUAAACCUAAGGUACGACAACCUAUUUCGGAGGAAGAUGGUCUGACAGCAGAAGAUGGACAAGAGCUGAACUCACUGAUGGAUUCAAUGAGCCUUAGAUCAAAAUACGAACCAGAAAAUCAAAAAUGUAAACAAGAAGACGAUUUAAAAACCGACACAUUCCCAGUUUCUAUGUCGAUGAGCGGAAGUUCAUUACACAAUUCAUGUCCCGUAGACAAUCAACCUGACACUCCCGACUCGGUUACCCUUGAUGGCAUUGAGCUUCAGAUAGCGCCAUAUGCAGCUAAAUUUCUGUUACUAGCCAUAAAGGAUCGCAUACGCCACGGUCGACAUUUUACGUUUAAAGCCCAACAUUUAGCACUUACCUUUGUGGCAGAAUCCGUAGCAGGAGCCGGUGUGACUAAAGAAGCACCAUACGGAGUUCUUGGUUAUUGGAUACAAGUUUUAAUUACAGAUGAUCUAGUGCCACGUAUGAUUGAAGAUUUUAAAAAUGCAAAUUUGGAUAGAAUAAGCCAAUUAGGAGAGCGGCGAGAAUUCGAGUGGCCAGAUAAAUAUUUAAAAGUAAUUAUAGACCACCCACAUGGAUAUAUGCUGCCUCCGCCACCAAUGAGUUUCUGAAAGCAUGCCAUCAUCUCGAAUGUAAAUCUCUAUUAACGAAUACAAGAGAAGUGCCUUAAAAGAACACAUCGACUUACGACUUCAUUUCACAUAAUACUCAUUCUUUUUUUAGAUAAUUCAAUUGUUUAAGUAUUAUUUUAAUAAACACAAAUUACGAAAUCUUUUUCAUAUCAAAUUUAAA